This is a messenger RNA of Chanos chanos (milkfish), 1725 nucleotides long. Its product is annotated as perforin-1-like. Gene Ontology annotation, molecular function: wide pore channel activity. NCBI's taxonomy places the organism in Eukaryota, Metazoa, Chordata, Actinopteri, Gonorynchiformes, Chanidae. The transcript has 2 exons. The coding region runs from base 1 to 1725 and encodes 574 amino acids. The record is from RefSeq and is a predicted model, not a curated record. Gene Ontology annotation, biological process: immunological synapse formation; defense response to virus; T cell mediated cytotoxicity. Gene Ontology annotation, cellular component: membrane attack complex; membrane.
AUGCUGGUGAAGCGGUUUUGCCUCAUCUUCUGGUGGGCAUGCCACCUUCAGUUUUCCCAAGUCAUCUCUGAGGAGCAAGAACUUGGCACUCCACAAAAGUGUAAAGAAGCAGAUUUUGUCCCCGGAUACAACUUUGGUGGUGAAGGUUUUGACAUUGUGACAAUGGAGAGAAAAGGCUCCUACGUCAUUGACAUGGAAAAAUGGGACAAAGGAAACGGCACAUGCAUAUUAAAGAACAACCAGUUUAUGAACAAAGCGAAGCAGAAAUUGCCUGCUGCUGUGGUGGACUGGAGAGCACAGUCUCACUGCUCCAUGAAGGUCUCCAGCAGGGUCUAUGAAUCCAGCGAGUCACUCGUCAACGAUUCCACUUCAUCGGUCAGUAAUAAUUGGAAAGUUGGUCUGGAACUACCAAAGGUUUCUUCGGCAUCUUUUGGGGGAACUCACUCCAGAGAGGCAACACAUGCCAUGAAGAAAUCUAAAGAAGACAAGUACAGUUUUACCAAACAUGAGAUCAAAUGCAACUUUUACAGAUACAGAAUAACCCGUAAACCCCCUCUGCACCAAAACUUUCUUGAAGCCAUUAAAAGCCUUCCAAACGUUUAUGAUGCUCAGGCCUACCACCAAGUAGUUGACACUUAUGGCACUCAUUACACGUCCAAGGUUAUCCUGGGUGGGAAAAUGAAAGCCAUUACAGCAAUCAAAUCCUGCAAGGCUUCUAUGAGUGGGUUAACAGACACUGCAGUGAAGGACUGCUUGGAUGUUGAGGCCACCAGAACAAUUAAGGAGGGAACUAUGAAGACAGAGCUCCAGCACUGUCAGGAACUGAAGAAGAAGAUGGGCACUCAACGGAGCUUCAGCAGUAUGUUCAACGACCGUGAAACAGAAAUCAUUGGAGGGAACAUCAAUGGAGAGGAUCUGAUGUUUUCUAUCAAAUCCCAUCCUAACACUCUUAAAGCAUGGGUGGAGUCUUUGAAGACCAUACCAGACGUGGUCACGUACUCUCUCCAACCACUUCACUUACUUUUGGAUAAAAAACAUCCUGCUAGGAAUGGACUGAAGAGAGCAAUUGUGGACUAUAUCAAGGACAAUGCGUUAAAGAAAGUUUGCUCUGAAAAAUGUAAGAUCGGAAGGCAGGGCAGUGCUAGGGAUCGUUGUGCUUGUGUGUGUAACAGAAGUAAAAAUAUACACUGUAACUGCUGUCCUGCUGGAAAAGGUCUUGCUACACUGAGAGUCUAUGGACUCAAGGCCAAAGGUUUAUACGGUGAUAGAACAACUCAAACAGAUGGCUCUGUAGUGGUGUCAUAUGGUUCUAUAAGUAAGCGCACUGAGGUGAUUGACAAUAAUGACAAUCCCCGUUGGCCAGACAGUUUUGAGUUUGGGCCCAUUAAGUUUUCCAUGAGUUCAAAAAUCAAAUUUGCAGUCUAUGAUGCAGACAGUUAUUGGAACAGUGAUCUCCUGGGAGAAUGCUCUUUCGAUCUUAGAAGCGGGAAGGUGACUGACACUUGUAUGUUUGCAUAUGGUACCUUCUUCUUUUCCUACGUUGUGGAAUGUGCUCCCAGUCUAAGAGGUCCAAAAUGUGAGGAAUAUGGUGCCUCACCCAUGGAGCCCUCACUGGCCAAGAUAUUCCACUCCAGGAAUGGCAUUCUGGCUAAAGAUCUGUGGAAGCUGGAGUUAGGGCAGAAUUACACCAAUGAAUUCAGCAUUUGGAGUCAUAAGGGCAGGUAG